UACAAACAUUUGACAGCGCUCGUUCAGAGUUGUGUGGAGGCUGGGGGCGGUAAAUGUAGAUAACAUCACUUACACACAUUGCGUUCUGUGUUGAAGACAGCGACAGUACGAUGCCAACGCAGCUCAAGACCUGUCGACAAAACUGACUUCAAGGGCUGAAAGCUCGCCAAAAGAGAGGGACGUCACGACAAAAAAAAACAUAUUGCCACUGUAUACUCGUGCCUGCGUCUACCCAAGAUACAACUUUCAUCAAUGAGGACGUUAGGCAUGGCGGUGUUCAAACAACAAAAAGUGGAGGAUUUCUAUGACAUCGGAGAAGAACUUGGAAGUGGGCAGUUUGCCAUUGUGAAGCGCUGCAAGGAGAAGAGUACGGGCGUGGAGUACGCCGCCAAGUUCAUCAAGAAGCGCCAGAGUCGGGCGAGCAGGCGCGGGGUGCGGCGCGAGGAGAUCGAGCGCGAGGUCACCAUCCUGCAGCAGAUACAGCACCAGAACGUCAUCACGCUGCACGACAUCUACGAGAACCGCACAGACGUGGUGCUCAUCCUGGAACUGGUGUCGGGAGGGGAGCUGUUUGACUUCUUGGCCCAGAAGGAGUCUCUGAGCGAGGAGGAGGCCACCGAGUUCCUCAAACAGAUCCUGGACGGAGUUCAGCACCUCCACUCCAAACACAUCGCACACUUCGACCUCAAGCCUGAAAACAUUAUGCUGCUGAACAACAAAGUGCCUCUGCCCCGGAUCAAACUCAUCGAUUUUGGACUCGCACACAAGUUGGAACAGGAUGGAGCGGAUUUUAAAAAUAUUUUUGGCACCCCUGAGUUUGUCGCUCCAGAGAUAGUCAACUAUGAGCCCCUGGGUCUGGAGGCUGAUAUGUGGAGUAUAGGAGUCAUCACCUACAUCCUGUUAAGCGGCGCAUCUCCAUUUCUGGGGGAGACUAAGCAGGAGACGCUGGCCAACAUCUCGGCCAUGAAUUACGACUUCGAUGAGGAUUUCUUUGGCAGCACCAGCGAGCUGGCCAAGAGCUUCAUCAGACAGCUGCUGGUCAAGGACACCAGGAAACGGAUGACCAUCCAGGACGCUCUCAAUCAUCCCUGGAUUAAGACGACGAACGGCAGUGACGAACCCAAGACCGAGCCGUUCCAACCCCCCCACCACCACGAGGCACACUCCCCCCAGCAACAGCAGCACCAGCUGAAGACCAAGCGGCUGAAGGAGUACACCCUCCAGUCGCACUGCAGCGCCCAGCCCAACCACUCCUACGCCGAGGCCCAGCGCUUCGCGUGCGCCCUGGAGGAGGUGGCGCUGAUGCGGGCCGGCGUGGCGGGGGUCCAGGCGCAGCGCGAGCAGCUCCAGACGGAGGUGGAGGUCCUGUUGGCGGCGUACGGGCCGCGUGAGGCCCGGUUCCGGGAGGGCGGCGAGGGGGUGCGGCAGGAGCUGUCGCGGGCCCGCUAUGAGCUGCGCAAGGCCGAGGCCACGCGCAAAGGGCUGCACCAGGAGCUGCGCGCUGCCGACGUCACGCUGGAGCAGGUGGGCAGGAAGCACCUGGAGAGGCAGGCGCACCUGAGCACGCUGCGGCAGGAGCUGACCGCCGAACUCUGCUGGCUGCGCGAGGUCGUGAUGACGACGAGUUACCAUGGCAACGGCGAUGGCAACGGCGGUGGUGUCGUCGAUGGCGAUGACUCCAUGGUGUUCGGGAGUGACGUAAACGAGGAGUUGAAGGAGCUGCUGAGUCAUGUGUGUGGGGCGGAGCUUUGCCAGGAGGCGGGGCCUGAUCCCUUGACGGACACUGAGGCCGGCCAAUCAGGUUCACCCAGUCAGAAGGCUCCCUUUGUUUGAUUGGGUGUUUUAUCGAUGAUGAUGAUGAUGAUAAAGGAGGCGGGGCCCGAUCCCUUGAGGGAACACUCAGAGACGUCUGUGAAAGAAACACACAUGAACAUCAUGUCCCAACUCCUACACGCAGAUUGUUGCAUAGUAAGACACAGUACACAGCAAAAUCAAAGGCUCACACACUUGCCAAUCUGGCUCCAUCUGUCCAGAAGGCUACCUUUGUUGAAUUUAGUUUUGUAUUACUGUAGUAAUGAUAGCAGAGGUGGUGCCUGAUGCACUGACAGACAAUGGGGAAAGCUUGUGGACAAGACAUCACAUGAAGCACAUGGUACCUCCUUUGUACACACAAACAAACACUACAUUACAGUGACUCACUGUGAGCGGGAUGCCAGAGUGCCAGAGCCCAGUCCAUCACUCCAUGUGUGUGUUUGUUUUAUUGGUUAUUGAUAAGCAAUGUUCUCUGGGCUAGGUACAUGUUUCUAGGUCCAUUAUUUUGCUGUGCCCACGCCUUCUGUAUUUUUUAGUCUUGGAGAGGGAAGGAAAAAGAUACAUUACGUACACAUGUAGCAACAAAUGUGUGACAAAAUGGAUGUCGCCCCGGACAGAUCUUGGAGGUAACAUAUGAAGAGUUCAGAUGCAAAAACCUCUUAAUCUAGCAAUGUCUUUUUUGCCGUGUCCACCUACUGUAUUUUCUUAGUUUUGGCCUGGAGUAGAGGAAAGGAACAGAUACACAGAUUCACAGCGUAUUGCACAAAUGUAGUGUGACAUGACUUGAUUUACCGUAAUGUCUUUAAUGGUACAGGCAGUGGUCCUGGACACAUCUUGGGGGUGAAAUAUAUGACACUGUAGUUCACUAACUGUGAGGAAAUGUAUUUAUUAGAUUUGUAAAGACUGAAUAUAUGAGAAACAUAUAUCACUGGCCAUUAAGUUAUAAAUUAUUUUAAAGUUCUGAAAUGAGACACAUGGUUUUUAUGUCAUCUCAAUUUAAAUAUUGAGUGCAGUUAUUAAGAUGGUACCAGUCACUGUUAAUCAAACACUUGGUUUUUAAAGCUCUGCAUUAUUUUAUUUAUUUAAACUGCUUUAUGGGGCAAAUGGAUUGUGUGUUACUUUUUUUUAAUCAUUAACGAUUUACACUUUUUUUUACACAAACACCUACUGUAUAAGAUGAAAGCACUUUUUAUGU
Molecule: messenger RNA, 3007 nt
Organism: Engraulis encrasicolus (European anchovy)
Lineage: Eukaryota; Metazoa; Chordata; Actinopteri; Clupeiformes; Engraulidae
Product: death-associated protein kinase 2-like
Exons: 10
Coding region: 253-1833 (526 amino acids)
Biological process (GO): protein phosphorylation; intracellular signal transduction; positive regulation of apoptotic process
Cellular component (GO): nucleus; cytoplasm
Molecular function (GO): protein serine/threonine kinase activity; ATP binding
Source: RefSeq, a predicted model, not a curated record